AUGGUUGAGAGAGUUCGAGAAAAUCGCACCGGUAUCCAGAACAAAAAGUUCCGUAAAUACCAGGCCCUGGAAGCUCUGCAGGAUCCUCAGAUGUGGUGCUACUGUGGCAUUCAGCUUUUUACAACCAUGCCCACAAGUGGCCUUGGGACAUUUGCUAAUAUUAUUAUCAAGGGGUUUGACUUCACAACUCUUCAAACCCAACUACUCUCUAUGGUGCUAGGAGCCUAUAUUAUUAUGGUAUUACUAUCAUCUGCUUGGAUUGUUAAAAGGACGGGUCAAAAUCUGAUAACCAUGGCAGCAUAUUGUAUACCCUCUUUUAUCGGUACAAUUGUCUUAAUGACUGUUCAGAAUACUAAUACCGCAACGAAAGCCGGAUUACUUCUCAGUUACUACAUUACUCUCUCUUUUUGGGCAGCCCAAGCCCUCACACUAUCGAUGAUAUCUCGAAAUAUCGCCGGACAGACAAAGAAGUCAACAGUCAUUGCUGCCAACUUCAUCGCAUGGGCGACUGGGAAUGCAAUCGCAUUCAGCAUCCAUCUUGCCUGUUAUACGCUCCUGGAAUUAAUUUUGAUAUACCUGCGGUUUCACCUUAAAAGUCAAAAUGCAAAGAAGGAUCAACUAGCAGCCGUCGAUGACACAAUAACGGGCACAUCAGAAGAUUUCGAUGGUUUUGAAGAUUUAACAGAUCGAGAAAAUCUUCGUUUCCGUUAUGUGUACUAG
Penicillium angulare is the source of this 720-nucleotide messenger RNA. RefSeq lists its product as uncharacterized. Gene Ontology annotation, cellular component: membrane. Lineage: Eukaryota; Fungi; Ascomycota; Eurotiomycetes; Eurotiales; Aspergillaceae. The record is from RefSeq and is a predicted model, not a curated record. Gene Ontology annotation, molecular function: transmembrane transporter activity. Bases 1 to 720 code for a protein of 239 amino acids. The transcript is spliced from 3 exons.